Molecule: messenger RNA, 1150 nt
Organism: Phodopus roborovskii (desert hamster)
Lineage: Eukaryota; Metazoa; Chordata; Mammalia; Rodentia; Cricetidae
Gene: Mrnip
Product: MRN complex interacting protein
Exons: 7
Coding region: 22-1044 (340 amino acids)
Biological process (GO): mitotic G2 DNA damage checkpoint signaling
Cellular component (GO): nucleus
Molecular function (GO): chromatin binding
Source: RefSeq, a predicted model, not a curated record
GUGGGCGGAGCCUGGGCGGGAAUGCGCAACGCAAGCUCUCGGCGGGAGACUGAGGCCUGUAUGGCGCCGGCUCAGCAGUCUCGGGUUCUGCGGUGCUGCAGCUGCCACCUCUUUCAGGCGCAUCAGGUGAAAAAGAGUCUCAAAUGGACAUGCAAGGCUUGUGGAGAGAGGCAGUCCUUCGUGCGGGCUUACGGUGAAGGUUCUGGUGCUGAUUGUAGACGCCAUGUCCAAAAACUAAACCUGCUGCAGGGACAAGUUUCAGAGCUGUCACUCAGGUCUGUGGACAGAGCUGCAAAUGAAGAGGAAAAUGCAGGCCCUCAGCAGGCUGAGAACGGGAGUCAGCAGGCCCUGUCUGAGCCCCUGGAGUCCCGUUGGCUGAAGUAUCUGGACAAGGACUGUGAGGACCAGGAGCUGGACAGAGAAAGAGCAGCUCUUAAGACACAGCCCUCAGCCAGUGCUGAGUGGCCAGGUCUGCCCUGCAGUCCGGCCCGACCCAGGAAGAGGAAAUGGAAUCAGAGCACAGGGCAGCCUCCACGAAGUGUGCAUAUUCAGGACUUGGACAGUGUUAAGGACAACUUUAAAUGCCAGGACUCCGCUGGCCUGUUAGGGACAGAGCGACAAGGUGGCAGCUCUGCCCUCGGGGCUUCAACGCACAUCAGGGAGCUUGGUUUUCCUAGGUGGAAACUACCAAGUCCUGUCCUGCAAGUUAAGGCCCAAUCUUCUAAAUGGGCACGGUUUCUCCUGUCACCUGGGAACAGCACCCAGCUAGCUGACCCAGCACAAGCUGAGCAAGAGACCCUUGAGGCUAAGACUCCAGGGGAAGGCCACUUCAGCAGGGCCCCGGACACUGUCCAGCAUCCUCAAACCACUCACACUACCACACCCCAGCCAGAGAGGCCUGGCAGGAAGACCCCAGAGCAUCCAUGGGCUGUGGAGACUCCUCAAGCAGAUGGUAGGCCGUUGGCUCAAGGGGCGCAAAAGGCCCCAACGAUGCAACUGCACAACCUCUUUACAACUGGGGAGGACUUUGAGGAUGACCUGUAGCCUUCACUUCACCUGUAGCAUUCACUCAUGUGUAAUAAUGUCCUCCAUGCCAGAGGUGGGGGUGCUUUAGAACAAAUAACCCACAAUAAACAUGCCUGUCACAGUU